AUGAACCAUUUUGAAGAGUGGAGACAUGAUACUUUGAAAGAAAUUAUAAAAGUUGGGAAAUCUCACGAGUCACCAGAUGGAUUCAAAGUGUGUAAAGAUGUCAUUAUUGAAGCAAUGUUGCAACAUGAAUUAGAUUUGAUUAAACCUGAGGAAACGAAAUAUCAAUUCCUAGAAUUCAAUAGGAUCAUUAAAGAAGUAAUGGACAUAGCUCAACCUGAACUUAAUGAUAGAAUUUGUAGCUAUUUUAAGUUGUUGCAAAUAGUGAGUUUAGAAAGUACUUGCUUGAUGAUUAAAUGA
Messenger RNA from Enterospora canceri, 297 nucleotides. Lineage: Eukaryota; Fungi; Microsporidia; Enterocytozoonidae. The record is from the annotation of a GenBank genome assembly.